AUGCUGCGGUUCUACCGCGACGUCCUGCGACUGCCACUCCAUUCCUUCCACGAGGACGAGGGUUUCGCGGCCUUUGAACUGGGCGACAUACGUUUCAAUGUGGGCCGGCACGGCGACGUGAGCGGCGAGUCAAAAGAUCCCCUGCGCGUGAUGCCUCACCUGGGCGUCGACGAUAUUCACGCCGAGCACGCCCGCCUCUCCGCCGCCGGCGUGCCGUUCAUCCGCGUUCCCGAGCGGGAGCACUGGGGCGGGUGGGUCGCCACCCUCAAGGAUCCCGACGGGAACGUACUGCAACUGCUGCAGUUCCCCGAUUAG
This is a messenger RNA of Geodia barretti, 315 nucleotides long. The record is from the annotation of a GenBank genome assembly. NCBI's taxonomy places the organism in Eukaryota, Metazoa, Porifera, Demospongiae, Tetractinellida, Geodiidae.